Wasmannia auropunctata (little fire ant) is the source of this 1218-nucleotide messenger RNA. RefSeq names its product mothers against decapentaplegic homolog 6 (gene Dad). Gene Ontology annotation, molecular function: I-SMAD binding; transcription regulator inhibitor activity. NCBI's taxonomy places the organism in Eukaryota, Metazoa, Arthropoda, Insecta, Hymenoptera, Formicidae. Gene Ontology annotation, biological process: BMP signaling pathway; SMAD protein signal transduction; anatomical structure morphogenesis. The coding region runs from base 16 to 1218 and encodes 400 amino acids. Gene Ontology annotation, cellular component: heteromeric SMAD protein complex. The record is from RefSeq and is a predicted model, not a curated record. The transcript has 5 exons.
GAGAAUCAACUGGAGAUGCUGCUGACCGCCGUCGAGAGCUACGGCGCCGAUCUGGGCUCGUGCGUUCUCGUGCCGCGUCAGGUCGAGGACUAUUCGUCGUAUAACGAUCAGCAGCACGAACAGCAGCAAUAUCACGGCAGCAACGGCCGGCCGCAACGUCAUCACAUCCGUCAUUUUCAUCAGCGUCGCUAUCGUCAGUAUCGGCACCACCGCUCCAGCAGACACCACCGCUCGUCCUCCAUCGAGGACGACCAGGAGAGCUGCUGCUCCGCGUCGGAAGACUCCUCGUCCAUGUCGCCGAUGAGAUCGGCGAGAAGCGGCGUCGUGCCGGUGAGAGGAUCAGCGGCCGAGAGGGGCGCCGGCGUGCUGUGCGACCCGCAUCUGCUCUGCUGCCAGAUCUGGCGGUGGCCGGAUCUCGAGCACUCCUCGGAGCUCAAGAGACUACCUAUGUGUCAUUCCGCUAAAGAUCCCGUAUACAUAUGCUGCAACCCUUACCACUGGAGCCGGCUCUGCAGACCCGAGUCGCCACCACCCCCGUAUUGCCUUAUCGCCGACAGACUGAGACCCGAAGAUCGCGCGCCCAGCGAAGGGGAUCAACGUCGGUGCAGAAACAGCACGCCCCUGCCACUUCCCGGCUCGCUUACCACCAACGGAGAAGGUGAGACGGGACAGAGGGAAUGGUGCACCCUGGCGUACUGGGAAUUGGGCGGUCGAGUCGGUCGUCUGUAUCCCGUGGAACUAUCGACGGUGAACGUCUUCGACUCCCUUCACGACGGCGACGGCCUCUGCCUGGCGACUAUGGCCGAGAAUAACAAUGCGCCGCCCGCGGUCCAGCGUACGCGCAGCAAAAUCGGCCUCGGGCUAACGCUCAGCCAGGAAGCGGACGGUGUAUGGGCGUACAAUCGGUCGGAGAGUCCGAUCUUCGUGAACUCGCCCACCCUGGACGACCCGGAAUCGAGGACGCUGCUGGUUUACCGGGUGCCGCCGGGUUUCUGUCUCAACAUCUUCGACCGCGCCAAGAUCAUGCAGCUUCCAUACGGCGGCGGCGGCGGCGGCGGCGGUGGCGGCGGCCAGACCUCCGGCUUCACCGCCUCCGGCCCCGUCGACAUUAACUCCGUCCGCAUCAGCUUCGCCAAGGGUUGGGGACCCAAUUAUUCGCGGCAGGAGGUCACCUCCUGCCCGUGCUGGCUCGAGGUGCUCCUGGCGCCGUGCAGGUGA